Lutzomyia longipalpis is the source of this 1608-nucleotide messenger RNA. RefSeq names its product cytochrome b-c1 complex subunit 2, mitochondrial (gene UQCR-C2). Gene Ontology annotation, cellular component: mitochondrion. The record is from RefSeq and is a predicted model, not a curated record. Gene Ontology annotation, molecular function: metal ion binding. The transcript is spliced from 4 exons. Bases 129 to 1466 code for a protein of 445 amino acids. Lineage: Eukaryota; Metazoa; Arthropoda; Insecta; Diptera; Psychodidae.
AUCGGCUACUAAUCGGUUGUCGGGCACACGGUCUGUCAUUGAUCGGGCUUUAGAGAAAAGUCAGUUCUUUUCGCCAAGGGCACAAAAAAGUCCCAUUUUCUGCAAAAUAUCCAAGUAUUCAGGGGAGAAUGGCAAGUUCCGCCUCGAAAGCACCUCUCUUCCGAUCAGUUGCCAUCCGCGGAUUCGCCGCUCAGGCUGCCUCCAAGCCUCUACGUGGUAGUAGCGAUGUGCAUUCUACGGUGCUGCCGAAUAAACUCGUCGUAGCAUCAGCUGAGUCUGCAACACCCAUCUCCAGGGUUUCCAUCCUCUUCAAUGCUGGCUCACGCAAUGAGAACUACGACAAUCUAGGUACCACCCACGUCCUCCGUGCUGCUGCUGGAUUGACCACCAAGGGUUCCACCACGUUUGCAAUUACACGCAAUAUUCAGCAAAUUGGUGGCAAUCUCAGCGUGACUAGUGAUCGUGAAGUGAUUGCUUACACGCUCGAGGUGACCCCAAAUCAUCUCGACACGGGACUCAAGUUCCUCCAGGACGUUGCCACUGGACAGGUAUUCAAGCCAUGGGAACUCGAUGAGACCGCAACGCGUCUUCGGGAGGAUUUAGCUCGUAUCCCAGGACAGGUGCGUGCUAUGGAUCUCCUCCACCGUGCUGCUUUCCGUAGCGCUCUGGGGAAUUCCAUUUUCUGCCCCAAGCACCAGAUUGGACGUAUCUCCCCUGAGACUCUUCAGCAUUAUGUUGCAUCCAACUUUACCACCAACAGGACUGCUGUUGUAGGAGUUGGCAUUGACCACAAUACGCUCUGUGGGUACGCCCAGAAUCUUCCCAUUGAUUCCGGAGCUGGCAAGGAAAAUUCUUCACCAUUUGUGGGUGGCACAGAAGCCAGGUUAGAUCGUGGAGGACAAUGGGCUCACGUGGCUAUAGCCACACAGGGAGAAGGUUGGAAUACUAAUCCGAAGGAAGCUCUGGCCUAUCAUGUUCUUCAGUACGCUGCUGGAGUUGGCCCAUGGACAAAACGUGGUAAUAAUAAUGGAAUCAUCGGGAAAGCUAUCACCGGAACCCUCGGGGAGAAACCCUUCGGCUUUGGAGCCUUCAAUGCCACAUACAGUGACACAGGGCUCUUUGGAUUCAUCCUCUCAGCCGAAGCCAGGGAUGCUGGGAAAGCAAUUGAGGCUGCUGUGAAGACUCUCCGUUCAGGAAGCCUCACAUCCGAUGAUAUUGCCCGCGGGAAGGCACAAUUUAGGAACGACUUCCUAUACUGGGUGGAGAAUGGGGAGAAUCUAGCUGUUGAUCUUGGAGCUCAGGCUGCCCUUUGCCGAUCUGUGUUGUCUCCAGCACAGAUAGUUGCUGAGAUAGACGCGAUUUCUGCAUCAGAUGUCAAUGCUGUGGCAAAGAAGGUAGCAUCCGGAAAACUCUCACUGGCAGCCGUUGGGAAUUUGGCAACUGUACCCCAUGUAGAUCAGUUGUAAAUCACUUUCCUUCUGUGUGUAAUUAAUAAUAUAUUUAAUUGAAACUCUGCAGUGAGUAAUAAAGAAGCCCCCUACAGAAAGUUCCAACAUCUCUUUCCGGGGGAUAGAUAAUAAUAAUAAAAAUAAAUUGUUUGUUCCAAAA